Molecule: messenger RNA, 2681 nt
Organism: Amoebophrya sp. A25
Lineage: Eukaryota; Dinophyceae; Syndiniales; Amoebophryaceae
Source: the annotation of a GenBank genome assembly
GUCUGUUGUAGUGAUUCCGACUCGGGCUCCUAAAUGAGUUGGAGUUGCUUGCAUGAGACAUGGAUUAGCUUACCUUUAAUAUUUGGGUCUUGUCCCUCUCCGUAGUGGGAAUUGUGAGCUGUUAAUGUUUGAGCAUUUCAGUGAAGAGUGUUUCUGUUUGAACGUGAUGUAGUAACUUUCUCAAAUUAUUCUCGUAUGUGUAACUUGUUGUAAAUACAGCGGAUUACAUCUAGCGACUACGAGUUUCAUAUCCAUUGCGCAUAGUCUCCAUAGAUACCAGACUAAAAAUGUUCGGCGCGACUGCUUCUUCUUCGUCUGCGGUAGUGAAGCCGCGCUUCGAGUACAAACUCGAGGCACGUAAGUAUCGGAAUCCGGAGUUUGGGGAGAUGGGAACGCAAUAUUGUCAUCUGUACAGGAACUUCGCAUUAAUUUGAUAGCAUACUAAGUUUUCAUCCAAUAGCUGCAGCUGCGAUUUCAGUUGUAGUUGUUUCGGAUUUCUUCAGAUGAUGAUAAAAAUGUGAUCGUGAUCAUUUGUUUUGCGAGUGGGGAAGGAUGUUGCCGUCCGUCUCGAUUCCAUGUGUCUAUUGUCUCACGCUCACCAGGUACCAUGUUCGAUUACACGAACUGAAGCCAUCUCUAUUGGCUGCCGUCGAAAAGAAAUGGCCAGGUGUGAAGGUGCUAUCAAAUAUCGCACUGGUGAACCUUGCGGAUUGCAAGAUAGGCGACAGUUAUGUCGUUCUCGGCACGCUCAUGAAGAAAUUCAAGAAGCGGGAGAGUGUGUACUCAUGGGCUUUUUUGUGGUCCGUUUAUUAAGACAGUUGUCGAUGUAUGAAAUUUUUAUUGUUCACUUAGUGACAUGGCAUCAUAGACCGGUAGAAGAUCUCACCUUAAACAAACUGCCUCCAACAUUCUCAGGUUUGAGAAAGGAAAGCUGAAGGAAGUGAUAUCCGAGUUGACAGAUCGAACAGAGAAGUGGGCCUCGCCAGAGGAUAUAUUGGUAUCAUUCUAAUAUGGGAUAAAAAUUUUUCCUGCAACGAUAAUAACUAAAGCGGGUGAAGCAAGAUAAUCGACACGAUUAAACGAGAACAUGAUAAUAGGUCGCUGGAGCUUAAUAUGUUUCUCGCAUUCAUUUUCAAUGAUCAGAGUAUCCACGACGACACGAGUUCGAUUCAUCUAUGCGGGACCGUGGAUCCUGGCGAGUUCGUAACGGGCCUGGUCGUGGCCGUGAAAGGGCACAAGAGCUCGAAGACCUCGCCAUUUCACGUGGAGGACACGUGUUUACCUGGCUCCCCAUCCGUCUACAAGUCUACUGAACAGGCUGGUGGCUCCGCUUCCUCAACCGGUGCAGGACCUAUGGAUAUAGAUGGUGAGACAGCAGCGGCCCCUUCAGGAAUAGCUGGCGACAAGAGCACUGGUCUUGUUCCACUACCCUUUCGAAGUCAAAUGCGAUCUGAUGGGGUCUAUUGCGCCUUCGUGUCGGGACCACUGUUAGCAAGAAAAGAAGCGCUAGGAGUGCUUUUCGAGCGGCUGAGUAGUGAUCCUAAGAUUGCUCACUUGGUGCUAGCGGGGAAUACGGUAUAAAAAUUUAUGAUUAUAUUUAUUUGCCCUCGAUAGUAUUCGUAGCUAGGUCAGCAAGUUGACAACCUUGUUAGUACUGUACGACAUUAGAAGAGGACUUAAAAUGAAUUUGUUUGAUGGAAAAGUUUCAUCACCUCCAUCUUAAAAAAAGUGAGUUAAAGUACAAUCGACCUCCACUACUGCAAUUCUUCUCUUUUUCAGUACUCGAACACGCUGUCGAAAAUCAAGAAAGCAGAUGGUAUCUUUGCCGCUUUCGGGAAGUUGCUUUCAGUGGAUAUUCUACCCGGUUUCCGCGACACUCACGUGGUUUCGUUCCCGUUGGAGCGGCCGGCGCCGAUGCUCUUUCCUGAGAGUUCGCAGAACGCGAACAUACAAGGUGUUCCGUCACCAUACGAUGCACUUUUGGGGAGUGUACGCGUCCUUGGACACGCAGGCGAACCGACAGAGGAUAUCCAGAGAUGCAGCGCUAUCGCUGAUACGCUUGAUGCGCUAAAACUCUGUCUCGAGUCACGGCAUAUCGCGCCAACUUGUCCCGACACGCUGAAUUGCGCUAGCUUCAAGGACGUAGAUCCGCUGUUGAUGCAGGACGCUCCGCAAUUGUUUUUUGCCGGUGGCCAGUCGACGGCGCGAGCAGCACGUUACCGGGACCAGACGACGCUGCUGUGCAUCCCGGACAUCCGGAAGCAGGCAGCCCUCGUCCUGGUGAACAUUAAUGACGCGACAGAUGUUGUGUGCGAACUACUGGAAUUCAAUUGACUAGACGGUGAAGAAGCGCAUCCGCCGAAAAAAAGGAAGACUGGUGCAAGUGACUAAAGUGUCAGGACGACCUACGCACCUAACAUUUUGGGGAGGGGUCGCGCACGAGGUGCACAUGCGCAGUUGUGCAAACUAAUAAAUUGCAGCUUGGUCAUCUUGUUUCAAGAUGGGACACUGUGUCAUUACUUUUCUUUUUGCGAGGCACUUUGCGCAUAUCAUUUUCGAAUCAUAGAACCAAAGUCAAUCGAUCAAAACAUUCCAUACACCGAGAAAGAAGGUAGAUAGCUGGCGGCCUAUCUCAACAGCCAUUGCUGGCGUCGUGGUUCUUUGCGUUGCAAACAAGGAAC